Psammomys obesus (fat sand rat) is the source of this 1043-nucleotide messenger RNA. RefSeq names its product ribosomal protein L5 (gene Rpl5). Gene Ontology annotation, molecular function: 5S rRNA binding; structural constituent of ribosome. Gene Ontology annotation, cellular component: ribosome; cytosolic large ribosomal subunit. Bases 92 to 985 code for a protein of 297 amino acids. NCBI's taxonomy places the organism in Eukaryota, Metazoa, Chordata, Mammalia, Rodentia, Muridae. The record is from RefSeq and is a predicted model, not a curated record. Gene Ontology annotation, biological process: ribosomal large subunit assembly; translation. The transcript is spliced from 8 exons.
GCAUGCGCACGGGCAUCCGGUCUUUUUCCCCUAGCGAGGCCGGGCUUGCAGGUCUGAGAGGAGCCGCGGUCGCGGGGGUCUGUUCCGCAGGAUGGGGUUUGUUAAAGUUGUCAAGAACAAGGCCUACUUUAAGAGAUACCAAGUGAGGUUUAGAAGGCGACGAGAGGGCAAAACUGACUACUAUGCUCGGAAACGACUGGUGAUCCAGGACAAAAAUAAGUACAACACACCCAAGUAUAGGAUGAUAGUCCGUGUGACUAACAGAGACAUCAUCUGCCAGAUUGCAUAUGCCCGUAUAGAAGGGGACAUGAUAGUCUGCGCAGCAUAUGCACAUGAACUGCCAAAGUAUGGGGUGAAGGUCGGCCUGACCAAUUACGCUGCAGCGUAUUGCACUGGCCUGCUGCUGGCCCGCAGGCUUCUCAAUAGGUUCGGCAUGGACAAGAUCUACGAAGGCCAGGUGGAGGUGACUGGAGAUGAGUACAAUGUGGAGAGCAUUGACGGUCAGCCCGGUGCCUUCACUUGCUAUUUGGAUGCAGGUCUCGCCCGAACUACAACUGGCAAUAAAGUUUUUGGGGCCCUGAAGGGAGCUGUGGAUGGAGGCUUGUCUAUCCCGCAUAGUACCAAACGAUUCCCUGGUUAUGACUCGGAAAGCAAGGAGUUCAACGCAGAAGUGCAUCGGAAGCACAUCAUGGGUCAGAAUGUUGCAGACUACAUGCGCUACCUGAUGGAGGAAGAUGAAGAUGCCUACAAGAAACAGUUCUCCCAGUACAUAAAGAACAACAUCACUCCAGACAUGAUGGAGGAGAUGUACAAGAAAGCCCACGCUGCUAUCCGAGAGAACCCAGUCUAUGAGAAGAAGCCCAAGAGAGAAGUGAAGAAGAAGAGGUGGAAUCGUCCCAAAAUGUCCCUUGCCCAGAAGAAAGAUCGGGUUGCUCAAAAGAAGGCAAGCUUCCUCAGAGCUCAGGAACGCGCUGCUGAGAGCUAAAGCAGUUUCUAUGAAGAUUUUUUUCAUAAAGACAAUAAACUUAUUAGCCAAGAAGCUA